Molecule: messenger RNA, 2493 nt
Organism: Aureococcus anophagefferens
Lineage: Eukaryota; Pelagophyceae; Pelagomonadales; Pelagomonadaceae
Exons: 2
Coding region: 88-2376 (762 amino acids)
Biological process (GO): transmembrane transport; chloride transport
Cellular component (GO): intracellular membrane-bounded organelle; membrane
Molecular function (GO): voltage-gated chloride channel activity
Source: RefSeq, a predicted model, not a curated record
GCCGCGUCGCGAAACAUUGCCAUUGGCAGCACACGCCGCGGGUGACGAGCCCCCCGACCUGGCGAAGAGCGCGCGGGGACGGCGCUCAUGUCGGCGGAGAUGACCCAGCGCGGCACGGGCGGCGGCACGCAGCACGGGCGCAUGCCCUACCGGGACCUGCGGCAGGAGGAGUCGAUCAACCCCGGCGUGCGGCGGCGCCAGCGGCUCGCGUCGUGGAAGACGGUGCCCGAGUCGUUGAACUUCACGGUCGAGGAGAACGAGGUCUGGCGCACGAAGCAGGCCCAGCUCCAGUACACGAACCGGAACCGGUGGUGGACGUCGUCGACGAGCACCACUUUUAAGCGGUGGGUGCUGACCAUGGUCGUCGGCGUGCUCACGGGCGUCGUGGGCAUCUUCAUCACCUACUUCACGCAGUACUUCACGCGAAUCAAGUUCGCCGCGGUGCGCGACGUCAUGGACAGGGAGGCGGCGGGCGACCUGGCGCGCGGCGCCGCGUUCUUCGCGUACCUGGGCUUCAACGUCUUCUUCGUCUGCGUCGCGACGCUCAUGGUCUGGAUCGAGCCCGUGAGCGCCGGCAGUGGCAUCCCCGAGGUCAAGUGCUACCUCAACGGCAUCAACAUCCCCCGCAUCGUCCGGUUCCGGACCUUGGCGUGCAAGGCGCUGGGCGUGCUGUUCUCCGUCGCGGGCGCUCUACCGGUGGGCAAGGAGGGCCCCAUGAUCCACUCCGGGUCCGUCAUCGCCGCGGCGCUGGCCCAGGGCACGCGGUCGACGUCGGCCUUCGGCACGGACUGGCGCGUGCUGGAGUUCCGGACGGACCCGGAGAAGCGGGACUUCGUCGCGUGCGGCGCGGCCGCGGGCGUCGCGACGGCCUUCGGGGCGCCCAUCGGCGGCGUGUUGUUCGCCCUGGAGGAGGGCGCGUCCUUCUGGUCCACGGCGCUGACCUGGCGCUGCUUCUUCUGCGGCAUGAUCACGAUCUACACGCUCUACGUCGUGCGGAACACGGAGAACCUCUGGGGGUCCGCGGACUCGACGAAGAUGUUCUCCUUCGGCGAGUUUACGAGUUUCCGGGACGGCAUGGCGAACUUUAGCGUCUGGGAGCUGCUCCUGUUCAUCGUCCUGGGCGCGCUCGGCGGGCUGACGGGCGCGCUCUUCAACGGCAUGAACCAGGGCAGCAAAAGGGUGAUUCAAUGUCGCUUCAACGUGAGUCUGGUGCCCUUCGGGUGCCCGGACGACGAGUACAACGAGGUCGCGUCCCUCUUCUUCACGGAUAGCGACACGGCGAUCAAGCAGCUCUUCCACUUCCGGGAAUCCGGCGUCUUCAACCAGGACGUCGAGACGUUCAGCUCGCUGGCCGUGGCGACGUUCUACGUGCCCUACUUCCUGCUCGCGUGCCUCACCUACGGCAUCGCCGUGCCCAGCGGCCUGUUCGUGCCGUCGCUGCUGAGCGGCGCGGCGCUGGGGCGGCUCGUGGGGCACCUGCUGCACCGGCUGGACGCGCAGAGCGGCACGUUCGCGGACGCGGGCACGUACGCUUUGGUCGGCGCGGCCGCGGGGCUCGGCGGCAUGGCGCGCAUGACCAUCUCGCUGACCGUGAUCCUGCUGGAGGCGACGGGCAACGUGGCGAACCUGCUGCCGCUCAUGCUCGCGCUGAUGGCCGCGCGGUGGGUCGGCAACGUCUUCAACCACGGCUUGUACGACGUCCACAUCCGGCUCAAGCGCCUCCCGUAUUUGGAGGAGGACGCGCCGCGCGUGGCGCUGGAGCGGUCGGCGUCCGCGGCCCAGUGCAUGAGCCGAGAUGUAUUGACGUUCCCGCCCCUGGCCACCGUCGGCGACGUCUACGACACGCUCGCCAACUGCAAGCACGCGUGUUUUCCCGUCGUCGCGCGCGACGACGGCCGCCUCGCGGGGACGAUCAUGCGCCACACGCUCUGCAUGCUCAUGAAGCACCGCGCCUUCGCGGCGCCGGGCGAGGACCCGAAGGACCGCGACGACCUGCGGACGCGCGCGCUGAGCCCGCUGCUGUCGUCCGCGCUCUUCGAGCGCGCGUACCCGAAAUUCCCCGAGGUCGACGAGCUCGAGCUGAGCGACGCGGACCGGGGCUGCUGGCUGGACCUGAGGCCCUACGCGGACACGGCGCCCUUCUCCGUCCAGGACUGCUGCUCCGUGCAGCGCGCGUACCGCCUCUUCCGCACGCUCGGGCUCCGGCACCUCUGCGUCGUCGACGCGCGCAACCGGCUCCGGGGCAUCAUCACGCGCAAGGACCUCGACGAGCCCACGCUCGACGAGAAGCUGUCCUGGGUCAACGACGACGCCGACGCCCUCGAGAGCUUCUCCGUCGAGGCGCACCCGUCGACGAUGGCGCGCUUCGCGAUCUGACGCCGGCGCGACCGCGGCGGCCUCGCGGACUUCCGCCGGCGCUACGGCUGGAUGACCGCCGCGCCACGGCGCGGCGCGACGCUUGCGACGGUGGUGGUCUAAUUCGAGGGUCCUGGU